Anguilla rostrata (American eel) is the source of this 6126-nucleotide messenger RNA. RefSeq names its product transferrin receptor 1b (gene tfr1b). The record is from RefSeq and is a predicted model, not a curated record. Bases 882 to 3335 code for a protein of 817 amino acids. Gene Ontology annotation, biological process: intracellular iron ion homeostasis; iron ion transport. Gene Ontology annotation, cellular component: external side of plasma membrane. Lineage: Eukaryota; Metazoa; Chordata; Actinopteri; Anguilliformes; Anguillidae. The transcript has 18 exons.
GGCCAUUCCCGGUCGUCUCCAACGGCGAUACUAUUGUUCGCCGAUGUGUGUUGAUGUACUGUCGCACCCCACCGAACCCUAUUGGCUGUGUUGCCUGGGCUUGCAAUGCCUUUUUACAGUGUUCCAACCUGCCUUGGGCCUGAGGACAGCUAAAUGUCGUCAAACAAGCAGAGUGAACAAACUGAGCUGUUUUGCAGUUUUAUCAAGCCUCCAGUCCACACAAAGUGUAGCGUCUUUUGUCACGGUUAGAACAAGCUUACUGUAAGAACGACUUUGCAUGAAACGGUUCCUCCUUGAAUGAUAACGCCAGACGUGUAUGCAAGAGUGCGUGUAGGAACAUUUACUGUUUGCAGUAUAGCUGCCGUGUUGGCAACGGGCUCCUCAGUUAAAAAUUGUAUUCUUCUCUUGGCCUACUGUUAGUGGAGACACAUGGACGGUGUUUCUUUUCAGGAAAUGGAAUAUUUUCAGGUAGACUGACUGCCUGUCAUUCUCUGGUUAAGGGUGUGUGUCAUUUGAAGUUGAGCAGUUGGGGAGGGAGUGGGGACUGCGUGGAGGGGGGGUUGAGCGGGGAGUGGGAAGGGCCUCAUGGUUUGAUCCAGUUGUGCGUGCGGGUGACUGCGCACAAACCACCCUUCCUGGUAGGGCGUGCCCCACCAGAUGCACUUCCAUAUCUCCCGUGCUCACGUCUCGGAAGCCAUUAGCGCAGACACAGGACACCGGCUUGAACGCAGUCCAAGGGGAAGGUUAACAGGCCGCUCAUUUGUGCUUCAAAUGUCAUUAGACUGCACUGCUCUCCACAGAACCUUCUGAACCUCAGAAGCCUGCAGGCCUUUUUCAAGUUCAAUGGGUAUUGCAUCAUAAGCUGCUUUGCGACAUGCUCCAUGCGUUUCUCCCACCAAAAGCGGUUCGCUCUGUGCUCAAAUGCACGUACAACAUUAGAUAUGUCAUGGUUGAACAGAAGCAACACGUAUCUCUAUAUGAAGGACUGCACCCACGACUCCUGUGAAUCCAAGAUGAACAACGUCAGGUCCUCCAUAUCCAAAAUAUUUAACGGGGCGCCGCGCUCCUACACCCGCUUCAACCUGACGCGGAACAUGGAGGGCGACGCCAGCCAGGUGGAGAUGAAGCUGUCCUCGGACGUGGACGAGGAGACGGACCACCCCGCCGGGGAGCGCCAGGCCAACGGCUACGGCCAACCCCACGACGCCACCUACGUCCAGAAGCUCGGCCACUCCCCGAGGAACGUCUGCUUCAUGAUCGUCGCCACCCUCCUCGUCUUCGCCAUCGGAUAUCUGAUUGGCUACUUGGCUGACCACAGGCAGGAUAAGGAGUGUUCCGAGCUCCCUCUCUCCGACGACCCAGUGUCAGAAGAGCAAGUGUUGCCGGUCGAGGAAGAAAUCGUUCUGGACUGGAGUGAUCUCAAGGCAUUGCUGAAAAAGAAGUUAAAUGAGAACAGCCUACAGGCAGCCUUCAAAGAGUUUAGCCUCGCCGCGCACGAAGCCGGCUCCGAGGGGGACAGGUCUCUGGCCUCUCGGGUCCACGAAAGGUUCAAGAGUUACGACAUGAGCCCCUGGACCAACAACCACUACGUCAAGCUGCAGGGCCCUCCCAGGACCGGCAGCAACAGAGUGUCCUUCGCCGGGGAAGAGAUCGGUAGGCCUCAGGCGUACCUGGCCUACAGCGCCACCGGGACCGUGCAGGGCAACCUGGUGUACGCCUACUACGGCGAGCCGGGGCAUUUCCAAAUCGCGCAGAACUACAAAGGGCAGCUGAACGGGAGCGUCGUCCUCCUCCGAGCGGGAAAAAUAAGCUUUGCCGAGAAGGUGGCUAACGCUGCCAAGAUGAAGGCCGCGGCCGUGCUGAUCUACCCAGACCCCGCUGACUACAGUAUUGAAACCAACACAGAGCUCUAUGGUCAUGUCCACUUGGGCACUGGUGACCCAUAUACCCCAGGGUUCCCCUCCUUCAACCACACGCAGUUCCCCCCGGUAAAAUCCUCGGGGCUGCCCGAAAUCCCGGCCCAGACCAUCACCGCCAGCAUGGCGACCAAGCUCUUCGGGAAGAUGACCGGAAUCAGCGCUCCCGGCAACUGGGAAGGCAAACUGGGUGUGAACUACAAGAUUGGUGGGGAAGGUGAUGUGGUCACGGUGGAAGUGAACAACGUCCCCACGGAGAAGAAGAUCACCAACGUGUUCGGUGUCAUCAUGGGAGUCGUAGACCCAGAUCGUUACUUAGUGAUUGGUGCGCAGAGAGACUCCUGGGGUCCAGGAUUCGCCAGGUCGACUGUAGGCACCAGCCUGUUGGUGGAGCUGGCCCGUGUCAUCUCGGAUAUGGAGAAAAACGAUGGAUUUGUGCCCAGAAGGAGUAUCAUUUUUGCAAGCUGGAGUGCUGGUGAAUAUGGGAGCGUUGGCGCCACAGAGUGGCUGGAGGGAUAUUUGUCUUCGAUGAACCUGAAGGCCUUUUCUUACAUAAGUCUGGAUGGCGUGGUUGCAGGGUCUGAAUCCAUCAAAGCAUCGGCAAGCCCACUUUUGUACACCUUGUUUGAGGGUGCAUUGAAGGAGGUAAACAGCCCCACCACUGGGCAGACUCUAUAUGCACAAGUAGUCAGGGAAGGCUGGGAAAAAGUCAUGGUCCCCAUGAAGAUGGAUGACACUGCUUACCCCUUCCUGGCCUUUUCGGGGAUCCCCUCCAUUUCAUUCCGCUUCACGAACACUGCAGAUUACCCGUACUUCGGGACCUUGCUGGACACCGAAAACAAGCUGAGCACCGCCACGAGGCCCCGCCCGGCGGGGAUUGCCGUUGCAGCCGGGCAGGUGGCGGGCCAGAUGGCGCUCAGGCUGGUCCACGACCACCUGCUGAAGCUGGACCUGCUGGGGUACGACGGCGUGAUCCGCAGAAACGUGGCCAGGCUCCAUCGCCAGCUCUACGUGCUGAAGCAGUCCAAAGUCCUGCCCGAGACCCUGACCUCGCAAUGGCUGACGUCAGCGGCCGGGUCCUACGGGCGUGCCUCGCGCGGCCUCGACACCGACGUCCGGAACAGCGAUCUCGUCGACGUGGAGCGGUGCCGCGUCCUCAACGACCGGAUCAUGAGGGUGGAGAAAAACCUCCUCUCUCCGUACGAGAAUGUGAGGGAGACCCCGUUCCGCCACAUCAUCUUCGGCUCGGGCGCCCACACGUUGCCGGCCAUUUUGGAGCACCUCAAAUCUCUCAGGGUUCACUCGCCCAACACAGAAGUGGAUCUUUUCAGGAAUCAGUUUGCCCUGGUCACCUGGACCAUCCAGGGCUGUGCCAAUGCUCUGGCGGGGGACAUUUGGGUACUGAAUAGGGAGGAGUAGGCCUAGGUUGUUGCAACUGCCCAGUGAAUGCAAAAUCUAGCACUCCCAAGUCCAAAUAGGCAUGGUUCUCAGAUUAGAAAAUUGGAGAGGCCUUUUGGUGAUUUAAAAAAAAAAAAGCUCUUGUGCUGAUUUGUUGUGCAAUAUUUAAAUGGCCCUACUCCCGAUGGAAUGCUCUUAAACAAUUCUAAUGCGUGACCGUAAGACGUAUUAAUGCCUUAAAGAAAUCUCCACUGGAAAAUAAGUGAUUUAAGAAGCCUAAAUGAAUUUUGUGGGAUUAGAUGUGAAAGGUUUUUAUUUAUUUAUUUCUAAUUAUCAACACGCAUUAGGAAUUAAUUAGAUGUACAGUCAAAUGGACAACAGCACAAACCAUUAUUAAUCGGGUAGAUUGCAACACAAUGCUUAGUCAGCAUCAUCCCUUCUAAGUGAAAACCUAACUUGCAUUGGUGCUUUUAGAAUUUAAAUGCCAAAGUUAUAAAGCAUAUCAAAUGCAAAUCAAUCUGGUAAUGUUGCAUUGCAAGUUAUACGAUAUGAGAAAUGAUAUGAUAGGAGAAUUGAACGGCACUAAGAAAUAAGAGGCAUGACUUUAAACAGACAUACAAAUAAUGAAUUACCUUGCAUAAACAGAAUGGGACUAUAAACACUAACUGAUAUCCCAUUGGCAUUUCCUCAUAUAUUUCCUGCGACUAAAACACAAAUUUAAUUUAAUUUGCAUUUCAAGAAAGGUUAUUUUAGAUCCCCCCUGUGUGUUUCAGUCCUUAGGCUGUAAUCAUUACCUUCUCCAAUAGCCAGCAUUAUUUGGCCUCAAAGCAGCCACUAUAUUUUUGUUGGUUGGUUUUUUAAGAUGGGGAGAAUGGGUCUUCACCGUUUGGCACUGAGGUAUGUAUUUAUUUGUUAUUUAUUUAUCAGUGACAGGGUUCACUAUAAAUAGUGUUUUUUUUGUAACGCCUUUUUACGAUAUAAUUAUCGGAAGCAGUGUCUUCCAUAAUUAUGACAGUUAUACUGUCGAAUAUACAAAGCAGCAUCUGCUACGGAAAUAAACUUGUUACCAACAGGUGUUACUGGAAACUGCUGCAUUGCACAGCGGUUGAUAAUUAGUCAAAUGUCUACCAAUUUGUCUUCUCAGACCUCUAGGUGUUUUCCAUCGAGGUGGAAAAAAUAAACAGCUAGUAUAUAUGUUUACAGCAUGGCCACUACUGACCCCGGCCGUUUCUGGUACACACAUUUUGGUGCAUUUGUAUUUCUAAUCCUAAAACAUUAUCGGGAGCAGUGUCUUCCAUAAUGUCAAGAAGAAGGUAGUUUUUGCCUACCAGCGUGUAUAUAUCGAGAGCAGUGUCUCUCAUAUUUCACUGUAGGGUGGAUGUAAUUAUCGGGGACAGUGUUUCCCAUAAUCGUUAUAUAUAUUGUCUGCAUUAACAAACUACUGGAUUACUUCACAUCCCUCAUAUGUGUGUCAUCUCAACCCUUAAAGCCGCUCCAUAUGAGUUUUGUCUUCUUUACCAGCUUGUUUUGAAAACCAUCUAAAAAUCAACAAGGCAUCCAUUUUUAUUGGUUUAUUAAAACAAAUAAAAGAGAGCAAAUUACUUCAUGUUUCCACGACCAUCUUAGAGCUUUUCUUUGCAUGGUUCUUCUGAUGAAAUUAUCAUUUUUGUUUCAUGUGUGUGGAUUACGCAUACCUUGUGUGACCACUGUUCUACAAAUUUACAGAUUCCUUAAAUGAAGCAAGUUUUGAUUGCUAGAUUUCUUUUUUCUUAUUGAAAAUUUUUGACUUAUUGUUUUGAAACUUGUAGUUUUGUUUAAAUUCAAUCUUAAAGCUCUUGGAUAAUUUAAUAGUUUGUUUAAAAGUGAAAAUAUAUAUUUGGUUAUUUGGAUAUAUUUUGGUUACACAUUGGUUUUGUUAUCCAGUAGAACAUGCAAGAAUAAUUAGAAUAUUCUAUUGAAUAUAAAUUCAGUCUAAAUGUUGCAUGUUUUGAUCAUUUCAUUUCAUUUUAGUAUAACUGGGUGAAAAGAAAAUAAGUACAGGGAAGGAGAGUCCCAGAAAAAAAAAAAUCCAUUGAGUGAAGUUUUGGGGACAUUCAAUUUAAUUCACCCAAAUUAAUGAUUGGGGAAUACAUAGGUAUUGUAUGACUUAUUGUGCUUGUGAUUGUGUAUUUAAUGCAGAAUGAGGAAUUGAUUUAUUGGUAUUUUUACCAUUCACUCACUCAUACAAAUCUCUUUUAGCAGUACUUCCUGUUGUGUGUCAAGUUGACGUUGGACAUUUUAAACUGAGCAUUAAACCUGUCUAUCACUUUUUCUUCACAAUUAACAUUUGACAAAUUCUUGAGAUUCAUUAGCGUAGUUGGUAUCAUGUUUGUUCCUUGCUUUGAAUGCUCUAUGUAGUUAAUUUAUAACAUUAUACAAGUUAAAUUGCAUGCAACAGGUAACCUUCAACCAAUGGCCUAGUGUCAUAAUUAGCUAAAUAGAUUUUAAAACACUGACAAAAUUGUAGCUAAAUGUAAUAAUCAACUUAAAACCCUCUACAUUUAGAAUUUGUUGCCUAUAAAGCCAGUUGUAUGCUGCGACAGCGUUCUUUUAAUUUGUCCAACGGUUUGCUUUCUAAGUGUUCUUCUAGUACAGUAUGUUACAAUUGAAAACUUCAAGCUUUUUUUUUAGACUGUUAUGACUUAAAGCUUUGUGGUAGAGGAUAUAAAAAUAAUGAUUUGUGGGUAUUCUGGAUGUUGGUGCUUGGGACUGUACAGUAAAAUACAUUAGAUUUCUGUUCCCCAUUAUUUCAAUAAAUUUGUUCAUCGCUGUA